AUGACCAGCCAUUGGUGGACCACCGGUGACAAGAGCAGUCAGGGGAGUGGCUACUGGAAUGCACUCUCGAAGCGGGACCCUGCAAGGGACGUGGAGUCCGAUGCCGGUUCUGGGAAGGAGUUCAAACUGCCGAAAUGGACACGGGUGGGUCAGUUUGCCAGUCCAUUCGUGUUAUUGGAUAUACAGAGAGAUUCGAAUGAGGCUGUAGGGAACAGUAACCAUGUACAGACAGUCAAUGAUACGGUAGUGAAGUUGGGUGAACAAAGUUUCAGCUUUAGUAAAGUUUUGAACGAUCAGGCCACCAAAACGGAGCAGUUCACCGAAUUGGCCAGCAAAGUGACAGAUGAUGUACUGUCCGGUAUUAACUGCUGUGUGACGACGUAUGGGUCUGGAUUAGCAGCAGAUUCUUUGGUGAUGUUUGGCCCACAGUCCGGGAAUUCCAAAGAAGAACAAGAUUCUUCGAGAUGCAGCGGGUUGUUGCAGCAGACUUGUAAACAUAUAUUUAACGCCAUUGACUCGGAUUCCACUUCAGAAUACCAGGUCUCUCUGUCGCUGUGCGAAGUGUACGUUGACAAAGUGUUCGACCUACUCGUUCCAGUGAGGAAGAGGAAACCACUGAAGUUGCAACAUCCGAGUUUGCAGAACAUGAGCACGGAUUACUUAGCAUCCCAAAGAGAGACAAAUGUUUACGUGGUUCGGGAUUUGCAUAGUGUUGUGUUAUGCCGGUUUGAUGAUCUUUUAACCUACGUCAAUGAGAUAAAUUCAGCAUACCAUCAAUCGAAGAAAUCGCAUAUAUUUGUGAGGAUGAAGAUAACACAGGUCAAUGAGCUUAAGGACACUUUGAAAGAAGGUAUAGUACAAUUUGUCAACCUGGCCUCGGAUUUCAAGGACAGUCCAGGGAUUAGCCAAGAGGAGUCGAAGAAAAGUAGCGCCGGAGUUGCGCUGUUGAGAGAGGUAGUUGCUGAUUUAUCCUCUGAUGAAUCGAAGGCUUCAAGGUACAAAGAAGCACAUCUUACAAAACUCAUGUACGAACCGCUGAUGGUAAACUUCAAGACAAGCUUUGUGCUUUGUUGUUCCAACAACUCGAAGAAUAGAAACGAUACUCUUCAACUUUUACAAUUUGGCGCGCAACUUCAACAGAUACGAACUCAAGUAAGUGGGAACGUUUUUGGAUUGAAUUCAAAAAGGAAGAUGGAACUGUAUCUUUCAGACAUGAAACUUAAGGAAGAAAACUACAAGGAAAGGAUACGAUUUUUACAGCGCCAGUUAGAAUCGUCAAAAAAUCUGAAUAAUGGAACCGCUGGGACUACGAGCAACAAGCCGGCUAAUCCUGUAAUGGAUCGACUGAUGAAAAUCCAGAUUGAAAAUUUCAAGCUGAAAGAACAGGUCAAGCUGCUGCAUUCCUUAAAGAAGGCGAAGGCAUCCGGCGAAACCUUCAACGAGGAGAAGAUAAUGCAAACACUACUUGAAAAAUGUGAGCAACUAGCAACUUUACAAAUAGAAGUUGACGACGAGGGGGAAGCUAUAACGAAACUGAACGGCAAGCUCAAAUUGAUAGAAGAGAAGGAUCACAGCUUGGAAAAGAUGAACGCCAAGCUAGUUGAACAGAUGAACUUUCAAGAGCAGUCUUUGGAGAAAGUUAUAGAGCAUAACUCCGUUCUUGUAUCGGAAUUAAAUCAUUGGAAAAACCUAAUAACCACACAAAAAGACAAUAUAGAGGCAUUGGAGGAAAAACUAAAGAGACUUGGUAUUGCUCAACAGAACCAAAUGUCUAAUUCUCUGGACUCAGCCGCAUUUGAUAGACAGAGGAAACAUUCAGUACACUCCUCAAAUACGCAUUCACCGCACAAGGAAGAUACUCCAACUGCAACGCUGUGGGCUGCCAAGAGAGCCCACAGCUCUGAUCCCGCCACGGCGACCUCCCAGUCAAAAGCACCGAAUCGGUCGCACAAAGCGCCAAGGCCCAUCAAAAAGGGUCUGAAACUAAACUCGAUCCGCGUUGUAUCUAAUCUGGUAUCCAAUUCAACAGCAAAAGAACAAGAAUAA
This is a messenger RNA of Huiozyma naganishii CBS 8797, 2046 nucleotides long. It is a transcript of the gene SMY1, whose product is annotated as Smy1p. The transcript has a single exon. Gene Ontology annotation, cellular component: microtubule; kinesin complex. The coding region runs from base 1 to 2046 and encodes 681 amino acids. The record is from RefSeq and is a predicted model, not a curated record. Gene Ontology annotation, molecular function: ATP hydrolysis activity; ATP binding; plus-end-directed microtubule motor activity. NCBI's taxonomy places the organism in Eukaryota, Fungi, Ascomycota, Saccharomycetes, Saccharomycetales, Saccharomycetaceae. Gene Ontology annotation, biological process: microtubule-based movement; cytoskeleton-dependent intracellular transport.